Chrysoperla carnea is the source of this 929-nucleotide messenger RNA. It is a transcript of the gene Mob3, whose product is annotated as MOB kinase activator-like 3. The record is from RefSeq and is a predicted model, not a curated record. Gene Ontology annotation, molecular function: protein kinase activator activity. Bases 159 to 881 code for a protein of 240 amino acids. Gene Ontology annotation, cellular component: nucleus; cytoplasm. Gene Ontology annotation, biological process: signal transduction; positive regulation of protein phosphorylation. The transcript has 5 exons. Lineage: Eukaryota; Metazoa; Arthropoda; Insecta; Neuroptera; Chrysopidae.
AUUCAGGAAAUAACCAUCUUCACAAGAGUGACUUUUGGAGUUUCAAUAAUAAUAAAAUAACAUAAAGUACAAAUUAAAUCACAAUGAAUACUAUUAUAGUUUAAUUAAGAAUAUAAUUCUUAUAUUUAUCAUUUAUUUUCGCAUUUUAUUUGCAUACGAUGGCUUUAAGUGGAUUCGUUGAAUUUUUCCAAAAAGGGAAGGUGAGUAUGACUUUUCGACCAAAGAAAAAAUUCACUCAUGGAACGAUUAGAUAUUCGUUACAUAAACAAGCACAGGCCAGUCUGAAUUCCGGUAUUAAUUUACGUGCUGCCGUGCAAUUACCUGAAGGUGAAGAUUUGAAUGAUUGGAUUGCCGUCCAUGUGGUUGAUUUUUUCAAUCGUAUUAAUUUAAUUUAUGGUACUGUCUCUGAAUAUUGUGAUUCGAAAUCAUGCCCGACAAUGUCAGGUGGUCCACGAUUUGAAUAUUUAAUGUGGGCUGAUGGUGAUAGGUAUAAAAAACCAACAGCGUUACCAGCUCCUCAAUACAUAGCUCUCUUAAUGGAUUGGGUUGAAUCUCAAAUAAAUAAUGAAACAUUAUUUCCUGUGAGUACGGAUGUACCAUUUCCUAAGACGUUCAAUGCAUUAUGUCGAAAAAUUUUGACUCGAUUAUUUCGUGUUUUUGUCCAUGUAUAUAUUCAUCAUUUUGACCGGAUUGUAUCAAUUGGAGCUGAAGCUCACGUGAAUACUUGUUACAAACAUUUUUAUUAUUUUGUACAAGAAUUUAAUUUAAUAAGUGCCAAGGAAUUGGAACCGUUGGCUGAAAUGACAAGUCAUAUAUGUAAAGAUGUGAGCCCAGUACCGCCAAAUUCAAAUAACUCAUCGGCUUCCCAUCAUCAUAGUUAGAGAAAUUUUUUAUUCGGCUUGUGAUGCAUUUAUUUAUUUCUUUCUUGU